UGGACAGAUCUACAAUAUAAAUAUGUGCCCAAAAAAAAAACUUUUAUUAAGUACGAUGAUUUCUUCAAAAGCACAGUAUAAAAGUAAGAGACAACAAAAAUUAGAACAAAGACAAUCACAGUCGAAACCUUUUACACAUUCAACACAAACUCCAUUUAGAGACGCCGAAAGAAAUUUUAAAUCGCGUUUACCACCACCAAAUUUCGAUAAUGUUAUAGAUUUUUAUAAUUUAGAUCUAUCUAGUGAUGAAAUUAAAAGUAAAAUUGUGAAAAUUGAAUUAAAAGUUGAAUUAGGUAAAGAUGAUGACGAGGAAAAAGAAAAUAUAUUUGGCGAUUAUAAUGAACUAAAAGAAGAGAAAGAAAUUAUUAAAGGGGAAAGAAGGAUUGCUUAUGUUGUUAAGGAUUUACCAGGAUUUAUAUUUAUUCCUAAUCCUUUUACACCCGAAGCACAAAAAAACAUAAUAAAAAGAUGUUUAAAAGAUUUUGCGAAAUAUCCAAAUAAAAAUAAUCUUGACACUCAUUAUGUAUUACCAAAAGAAGGUUUAUGGAAUUUGCAUGAAAAAAUAAUUAAUGGUGAAUUAGACAAAAAUGAUUCACGAUGCGUUGUUCCAUUAAAAGCAUCUGUAACUGGACAAAAUUCAUUAUAUGAAGAAGAAAUUGAUGCCAAACAAGAAAUAACUCAGAAGGAAUGUCCUCAAAAAUCAUUAGUUGAAAAAGAGUAUCAGGAGAAAGAAGAAAGAGAAGAAAAAGGCGAACCAUUACCAUCAUCAGGUGUGCCAAUAUUAUCGCCUUCAGAAUUAAUAAAAAAAUUAAGAUGGAUUACAUUAGGUUAUCAAUAUCAUUGGGCAACAAAAACUUAUCAUUUAGAUAAGCGACUCCCAUUUCCUAAAGACAUUGAAUUAUUGACAACCUCUGUUGUAAAAUCAAUUAAUGGAAUUAAAUUUUAUACUAAUGAAACAAACGAAAAUAAUGAUAAACAAUAUUUUGUUAAUGAUUAUGAUCAUAAAAAAUGGAAACCUGAAGCUGGCGUUGUAAAUUAUUAUCAACUUAAAGAUAACAUAAUGGCUCAUGUUGAUAAAAGCGAAAUUAAUAUGGAAGCUCCUCUGAUUUCUUUUAGUUUUGGACAUACCUGUAUUUUCUUAAUUGGGGGACCAACUAAGGAUAUUGCACCGAUCGCAUUAUAUUUGCGCAGUGGUGAUAUAUCAAUUAUGUGUGGUCCUUGCAGAACUAAUUUUCAUGGUUUGUAAAUUUUAUCUCCUUUUUUUUCGAAAAAAAAGGCAACAAAUUUAUUUGAAAUUAAAAUUUAAGGUGUUCCACGAAUUCUUGAAGG
This is a messenger RNA of Rhizophagus irregularis DAOM 181602=DAOM 197198, 1329 nucleotides long. Lineage: Eukaryota; Fungi; Glomeromycota; Glomeromycetes; Glomerales; Glomeraceae. The record is from RefSeq and is a predicted model, not a curated record.